ACGUAACUAACUCGGAAACCAUGACUUUUCUGUACGAUCCUGAGGCUGGGAACUACUUGUUGUAUUGACUUCCCGUACCGAACCCAGAACCACGUCCGUCUCAGUGCAUGUGUUGUCUGUGUGUCCGAUGUGCGCGUUCAAUUAAUCUACAUUUUACGUGUAUGUUCUACCCUAUCGUGGGUAACAUGGCUACGUAGUUGUGCGUGGUAAUUUGUGUUUUGUAAACAACUGUCCAAACGUUGAACAUCAGCUCCAGCAAGCGCUGCAAUACCCCUCCCGUGGAGAGAUUGCUGUACCAAAAGUGUGUAGGAGGUGGUCAGCCUGAAUAGCGUCACCACAGGCUGGUGGAUCAACUGGUUGAAAGUAAAGUGGGAACAAAUCGCCAUCGACAACCCCUGUCAUCGCACAUCUUAUCAGCACUUGGACGGGUUGUCGCACGCGUUUCGUGUGAUAAGAAACACCAAAAAGGUUUCGAUCCCUUUCCGGGCACAUAACCCACGGUCGGUCGAACCCAUCGGAAGCAGUACGAAACAAACCGAGGUGAUGCAAAGCAUCGUUCAUCGACAAACGCGCACCGUUCUGUACACAUCCCCCUGUGGUGUCCUGCAUGUCCUGUCCAUUCCGUGCGCAGCACUGCCUUAACUAAUUGGUUAUUCAUCCGAGCCAUGUCUUACACCGAGCUGGAGAGCGGCUAUCAGGGCCUGAAACAGGCAUCCUCCAACGAUGGCAUUAUCAGUGCCUUACAGACGCCUUCUGGACGGCCCGGAUUCUACGUUGGCGAUGAGGGUGAUCUGGAUCCAACCGAUGGGCUCGAUUCGGACGACUCGUCCACGUCCGGCAAACAGGUCGUGGUGGCCGUAUGCGCCAUGUCAAAGAAGUCACAAUCAAAACCGAUGAAAGAAAUACUGACGCGAUUGCAGGAGUUCGAAUUCAUCCGCAUGGUGGUCAUCGGUGAGGAGAUCAUACUGAACGAACCGGUCGAUCGGUGGCCCUUGUGCGACUGUCUGAUCUCAUUCCAUUCAAAGGGUUUCCCGCUCGAGAAGGCGAUCCAGUAUGCGCAGCUGCGGCAACCGUACGUCAUCAACAACUUGCACAUGCAGUUUGAUAUUCAGGAUCGACGUCGUGUUUAUGCGAUCCUGGAGAAAGAGGGAAUUGAAAUACCACGCUACGCUGUUCUGGAUCGUGACUCACCGGACCCCAAACAGCAUGAGCUGGUGGAAUCGGAAGAUCACGUUGAGGUGAAUGGGAUUGUAUUUAACAAACCAUUCGUCGAAAAGCCUGUCUCCGCCGAAGACCACAACAUAUACAUCUACUAUCCCACGUCCGCUGGCGGUGGCAGUCAACGGUUGUUUCGCAAGAUUGGUAGUCGAAGUAGCGUCUACUCGCCUGAAUCGCGUGUGCGCAAGACUGGCUCAUUUAUCUACGAAGACUUUAUGCCCACCGAUGGCACCGAUGUGAAGGUGUAUACGGUCGGUCCGGAUUAUGCACACGCGGAAGCACGCAAAAGCCCCGCCUUGGACGGUAAGGUAGAACGGGACAGCGACGGUAAAGAGAUACGCUAUCCGGUGAUCCUGAGCAACGCUGAGAAGCUGAUUUCGCGUAAAGUGUGCCUUGCCUUCAAGCAGACGGUGUGUGGAUUUGAUCUGCUGCGCGCGAACGGUAAAUCGUUCGUGUGUGACGUUAAUGGGUUUAGCUUCGUGAAGAAUUCGAACAAAUACUAUGACGACUGUGCAAAAAUACUGGGUAACAUGAUAUUGCGCGAGCUGGCACCGCAGCUGCAUAUACCGUGGUCGGUGCCAUUUCAAUUAGACGAUCCACCGAUCGUACCGACAACCUUCGGCAAGAUGAUGGAGCUGCGAUGCGUGACCGCCGUCAUCCGACAUGGUGAUCGGACACCGAAGCAAAAGAUGAAGGUCGAGGUGCGGCAUCAAAAAUUUUUCGAAAUAUUCGAAAAGUAUGAUGGCUAUCGGUACGGCCAUAUUAAGCUCAAGCGUCCAAAGCAACUCCAAGAAAUAUUAGACAUUGCCCGUUCGCUACUGGCAGAAAUACAAACCAAGGCGGCCGAUUCGGAGAUAGAAGAGAAGCAGAGCAAACUGGAGCAGCUGAAAAGUGUGCUGGAGAUGUACGGCCAUUUUUCGGGUAUCAACCGGAAAGUGCAAAUGAAAUACCAACCGAAGGGUCGACCAAGAGGAUCAAGCUCAGACGAUGGUAAACACGAUUGCAGCAACUUUGUUUUUGUGUCUGAUGCACCGAAGGAUCCUUCGUUGGUACUCAUUCUCAAAUGGGGUGGUGAACUUACGCCCGCGGGGCGUAUUCAGGCGGAAGAAUUGGGUCGCAUUUUUCGUUGUAUGUACCCUGGUGGACAGAGCCGUCAGCCGGGGGUUGGCGAAGGUCCCGGCGCACAGGGUCUCGGUUUGCUACGGUUGCACUCCACCUUUCGGCACGACCUAAAAAUUUACGCAUCCGACGAGGGUCGUGUGCAAAUGACGGCUGCCGCCUUUGCCAAGGGCCUGUUGGCACUAGAAGGCGAGUUAACGCCAAUCCUAGUGCAGAUGGUAAAAAGCGCCAACACGAACGGACUUCUCGACAACGAUUGCGACUCGAGCAAGUACCAGAACAUGGCAAAGUCUCGUCUGCAUGAGCUGAUGCAGAUCGAUCGGGAAUUUACAGCGGAGGACCGGGCAGCGAUAAACCCGGGCAAUGCAAUCAGCAUCAAUCAGGCGAUGAAUUUCGUCAAAAAUCCGGUCCAGUGUUGCGCGCAGGUGCACUCACUGAUUCGCUCACUGAUGGCCGUGGUUGCCGUCAAGCGUGAUGAUCCGAAAACGCGCGAUGCAGUGCUUUACCAUGGUGAAACCUGGGAGCUGAUGGGUCGGCGUUGGGGUAAGAUUGAGAAAGAUUUCUGCACGAAGAACAAAAACUACGACAUUUCGAAGAUACCGGACAUAUACGACUGCAUCAAGUACGAUCUGCAGCACAAUCAGCACACGCUGCAGUUUGACCUUGCCGAGGAGUUGUACAUUUCGGCGAAAUAUCUAGCAGAUAUCGUCAUCCCGCAAGAGUACGGCUUAACCAUGCAUGAGAAGCUAACCAUUGGUCAAGGUAUUUGCACACCGUUGCUGAAAAAAAUCCGCGCUGAUCUGCAGCGCAACAUCGAGGAACUUGGCGGUGAAGAAAGCGUGAAUCGGCUCAACCCACGCUACAGCCAUGGCGUGUCGAGCCCGGGACGACAUGUGCGAACACGUUUGUACUUCACCAGCGAGAGCCAUGUACACUCGCUGCUAACCGUACUGCGACACGGUGGUCUGUUGAAUGUGCUGACUGAUGAACAAUGGCGCCGUGCGAUGGAAUACGUGUCCAUGGUAUCGGAGCUAAACUACAUGUCACAGAUCGUGAUCAUGCUGUAUGAGGACCCGAUGAAAGAUCCAAGCUCGGAGGAACGCUUUCACGUGGAAUUACACUUCAGUCCGGGUGUCAACUGCUGUGUUCAGAAAAAUCUCCCACCUGGUCCCGGCUUUCGCCCACACAGCCGAAACGACUCCGUUACAUCUAAAAAUGCAAGUGGUGAUGAGGACACUACAUCACGGAUCGAAGAGGAAAACGACACUGAGGAGGAAAAUUCGUUUUCACACAACUCUUCUUUGCAUCAUACGCCCUCAAAAUCAUUAGCUCGUACGGAUACUGACAUUGAUAAUAUUGUAGCCGGUGCGGGUUCCGCUGUAGUUAUGAAGGAGCGUCGAAUGAAGAAAAUCAAAUCGUCAUCACCGAUACCGAUUGGUUCAUGCCAUACCGUAUCCGGACACGAGGCGAUGGAUUUGGCAAAACGGCUUAGCGAGGAGCUGGCUGUACAGCAACAGCAACAACAACAGCAGCACCAACAGCAGCAUCAUCUGACGGGUUCGUUCGGUUGUGGUACAUCGAAGGACAUAGCGCGUCCGCUAAGCCCAGAUUCGGAACCGCGUGCACGGUCCUUCGAACAUCAGCAGCAGCACCAUCAUAGCCAUCAGCACCAUCACCAUCAUGGCAAAAUGCACCAUCACCGAUCCAAAGGAAAAGGAGUUUUGAACACGAACGCCUCUCGGGGAUCGGCUGAACGUUGCAGGGCGAAAGAUUUACACGAAGCAGAUAUAUGGAAAUACAACAUCAUGCAAGCGAGGUGUAUAACCGGAGUACAAAAGCAUGCUGGGCUUCCAUACAGACUUCGCGACGGUAGCAGUGGUGCUGGUUACAGUUCGAUGAUGGCAACCGCCAUCUCCACUACGACCACUGCAACCACGAUGACGACGACGACGACGGUGUCCGGGGCAGGCGAUGCAGCAACAGCAGCAGAUUCCAACGAUGAUGGAGCGAAUAAUGUCACCAGCACAGGCAGCACCAUUACCGGCAGCUGCCUGUACUGCUGCACCGGUGGCACGACCACUGUACCGAGAAUGGCAGGACCGGGAGCAACCCUCUCCCACGGGUCCGGCUCGUUGUCAUCCUGUUGCUGCUGCUGUUGCUGCUGCUGCUCUACACCCUCGUCGUCAGCGGGUGGGCUCGCCGGGACCGGCGUCGGAGGGCCUGCGGGAACAUCCAAUGCUACGACGGUCCGACGCCAGCGGCACAGCAUUGCCGGCCAGAUGAGCUACUUUAAAAUGUUAGGUACCUUCAGUAAAAAGAUGGCGACCAGCACAAACAGUCUGUUCAGUACCGCGGUGAUCAGUGGCAGCUCGUCCGCCCCAAAUUUGCGCGAUAUGAUACCGAGCACCGCAUCCCCGUCAGGAUUCGGCGGCGUACCACCGAUUCGCCCGUUGGAAACAUUACACAACGCGCUUUCGCUCAAGCAACUGGAUGCGUUUUUGGAGCGCAUGACGAUCGGGCCACUCUUUAAAACUCCCGCAUCUUCACCGCCACCGAAACAUCCCCUGGUAACGGCCGCAACGGGAUCGUCAGCAUUGUCCAAUGUUGGAUCGGGAACUAAGAGUCCGCUGUCGCUGGUGAGUCGUGACAGCUUUCCGGAAGGUGCCACUAUGAUAGUCCAACCGUCCUCGAACGCGCCACUAGCGUCGGGUAGUGGUGGCGAGGAAAAAUGUAGCGGCCGUGCAGGAGGAAUCCGGGACUUUGCUCCGUUUGCAUCGGCUGGUCAGCCGGGUGCAGCGACUGGAUCCGGUGGAAUAUCAACCAUGCCCGGCACCGGUACUACAUCUACCAACGGUGCCAAUGUCGCUGGUGCUCAGCAGAGUUGGAGUGACCAUUCCAGCAGUAUGACCAGUAGCAUCAGUGCACUGUCGAGCGGUGGACCAUCCUCGCCCAACUACUCCGAGGUAUAUUCCCGCGGUUGCCCCAGCAGUGACAUGUCCGCAAGCAUAACAAGCAGUACCGAUGGCAGCCUGGCGGCAAUUGUUGGUGGCGGUACUAGUGAGCAGCUAGUAGCACUGCCGCAGCUAUUCGCUCAUCCACAAUCGACUGCAGCCGGUGCACGGAUGUCACCGAAGCACCCGUAUAUGGAGCUAGCAAUGGUUGAAUCAUUCGGUAAGUUCGGGGAGGAAGACGCUAGACAGCAGGAUGAUCAACACCUCGUUGGUGGUGGCGACCCUGUUGUUGCCUGUGCCUCCACUACCGAUGCAUACCUUCGGCGCAGUUCCACCAUGGACAUUAGCGGAGACUUAACACCGGUGAGCGGAUGUUCUGACUGGGAAAGCAAUACAAACGACGCAACCAAAGGUUCGACGACUAACUAUGAUCUGACCACGGCAAACACGACCGAGGAAGAUGACGAAGAUGCAACGAUAUCUACCGACACCUGCUUGAGCGUUGGUGAUCAGGAACAGCAGCAAUUGAAGCCAAGCGGGGAGUUGAACACUGCUCCUUCCGGCGGUACCGUGCCGUGUGGUAGCGCUUGCAUAACUAACACAGUCCCCGGUGUAUUCCCAUUUGAUGAACCGCUGCACGGUCGAGACGAUUCCGUGGACGGUGUCGGUAGGAUGGAUAUCCGUGUGCGUGGUAGUCGUAUCCAGCGUCAGAUUAGUCUAUAUGAAAAAGAGAGCCGAACGGUGGAGGCAAAACACACACAAAAAGCGCAUGAGUGGUGCGGUGAAGGUGGAACAUUCGGAUCUGCGUGUGUAGUGCAACUGGGUCGUCAACACCAAUACCCAUACUGCCAACCGGUACAGCAGCCAUUGCACAUGUCCUUCGACGAGUUGCGACGAGUGGAGCUGUCCAGAAACGAGCGAAGUACGCGUUACCACCACGAACAGCCGGUUGCAACCCGCGCGACAGAAGAGCCGAACAGAGGUUGUUUAGCGGCACAAACCGUUUCUCAGCAGCGUGCACCAUCCUCCGAUGGGCAGUUGGAUGUCGUUGGAUCGAUUCACACACCCGGUGCAUUGGUGAUACGCGAGGGGUACAUCGAACCACCGAGGUUGACACGCGUCACGAAGAGCUUCCACGGCAAAACCGACCACCAGAAGCUUAGUGUCGAACUGCAACAGGGCGCGGCCCGGUCUGCCACUGAUGCUGGAGGACUUCGACGUGCAAGUGACAGUCCGGUCGUGGAGUCAAAUCGAUACCACAAGGGCACAUUACGCCAGCAGCACUCAAGCACCGGUAGCAGCAGCAGUCAGGGACGGUUCACGACAUCGAUCGUGCAGGAGUUGGAACAGUUGAAUACGGUUGAGGAAGUGUCCGCUAGCAGUGUGAAAAAAUAGCAACACGUAACGCACCCAGCGUUAUCGAAAUAAUGUAACAGCCUUGAUAAUGUAAGCGCUAUGUGAACUGGCUGUGCUUUCAAUGAUGUAAGGAUUGUGUUAUCAUGAACUCUGUAGUUGUUGGUUGUGCAAUUGUAAAACUGUAGUUUUAAAAACAUGUUUCUCAAAGCAGUAUAAUGUUAUAUACAUUUGUUCGAACCUGUA
Anopheles moucheti is the source of this 6887-nucleotide messenger RNA. Its product is annotated as inositol hexakisphosphate and diphosphoinositol-pentakisphosphate kinase. The record is from RefSeq and is a predicted model, not a curated record. The coding region runs from base 666 to 6683 and encodes 2005 amino acids. Gene Ontology annotation, cellular component: cytosol. The transcript has 16 exons. Gene Ontology annotation, molecular function: diphosphoinositol pentakisphosphate kinase activity; 5-diphosphoinositol pentakisphosphate 1-kinase activity; inositol hexakisphosphate kinase activity. Gene Ontology annotation, biological process: inositol metabolic process; inositol phosphate biosynthetic process. Lineage: Eukaryota; Metazoa; Arthropoda; Insecta; Diptera; Culicidae.